CCGGUUUACAGCUGCAGACCAAGGCUCCAAAUCGCAAUUUGAAAAAAAGAUUAGCUAGAAGACAGAAGGCAUUAUCGACCUGUAGCCGCCAUUUGCUUAGGCGUAUCAAGGUGUUACCUGAUUGCGAUCGUGGUUGGCGCCGAGAUCCUGUAAUUGCGGAAGUCGACUAUGAGUCAACCCGCGUGCUACAUGCAUGAAAUAAACAAAUACUCUCUUUCGAUAAUGAUGACACUGAUUGCUAGGUAAAGCAGAAAGCAAAGGAAACUGGAACGAAAGUGUACAGUACCGUUUCGCCAGAUUGCUAAGUUGGUGCUUAAGUGCUAAGAGGUACUGAAUUCACUUAAUCCAGCUGUAGAGUCUCUAUCGUAUUUUCAUAACGAUAAGCAAGAUCUGACGUUUACUUCGUUGAAGUACUUUAAACAGUCAUUUGUUGAAAGGAACGGCGAUGGCACUAAAAGAAGCUGAGCUUGCAACAGGGGAUGGCCAUAUAGGAGACACAGAGCAAAUGUCACUGAUAUUAGAUGAACGCGCCCGGAAACAUGCCAAAAUCGAGGACGCAAUCAAGGAAUGCGACGUUGUUAGGCUUCGCGCAAUGGCUUGUGAUGAUGGUGGCUUCCUAAAUGACGAGCUACGAAGACAAGCUUGGCCAAUUCUUCUCGGCAUAGAACAAACAUCAGUGCUUAAGGAAUCGACCGAAGAUGAAAUUAAAAGCCAUACAAGUUAUGAGCAGGUUGUACUCGACGUGAACCGUUCGAUUAAGCGAUUUCCACCAUCGAUUCCUACAGAAAGUCGGUUAAACCUUCAAGACAAGCUCGUGAAAGUCAUCAUGCGCGUACUCGUAGCCAAUCCGCAACUGCACUAUUAUCAGGGUUACCAUGAUAUCUGUGUUACUAUUCUUCUGGUAGUUAAUGGCGACGAAAAUCUCGCUUUUCAGAUCAUUGAGAAGGUGUCCCGUGUGAAAUUGCGUGUCUAUAUGGAGGCGUCAAUGAAGGCUACGGCAGAACAGCUUGAAUUUGUCUGUAUUCUAGUGGAUACACAGGAUCCCGAAUUAGGAAAAUUUCUGGAAUUGUCCCAGUGUGGUAUUAUGUUUUGUGUGCCGUGGUGUAUUACUUGGUUCGGCCACGAUCUCGACCACUAUCCAAGUCUUGUUCGAUUAUACGAUCUAUUCUUGGCAAUAGAGGAUGACCCGCACCUGAUGCCUGUGUAUCUAACGGCUUCACUGGUUUUGUCUCAUUCGAAGAUGCUUCAGUUAGAAGAAUGUUCGAUGGCUAGCGUGCACAGCUAUCUGUCAAAGGUGCCAAGCACUAUCAAUUUCGAAAAUGGUGAACUUGAGAAGCAUGUGACGUUUGCGAGAAAGCUUGCUGCCUACUUUCCGGUGAACGAGCUAAGGGCGAUCCAGGCCAAAAAUCAGGCUAGGGCUGAGCUGGAGCAGCAGUGGCGUGAAAGCCUGCUUGGUAUGACGUUUAGCCAGCUACGCAGCAUGUCAUGGAAUAAACGCGUGUUUGGAGCCGUAAUCAUUGUUACUGUGGCUAUCGCAUACCAGGUGUAUCGUAAGCGAAGCUUACCAACAAGUGAACGAUGAUUUGACUCUCGUCACGGUUGUUACGCCGUAAAAUCGUUUAGUGUAAGCUGUGACGGUCUGGCGAUAAUUAUGGCAUGGUAUUACCCAAGAGCACUUAAAAGUGCAUUGUUUCUUUUUUUCGUUUAACUGUUCGUACACGGAUGUUGAGUUACACGCAGAGUGGACGAGGCAGACUUCUUUUAUAUUAUGAGUUUUUAGUAUUAGCCGAAAAUUACCGCUGGGCAAUUGAUUCGGCAUUACUGGGCCUACUAUUACUCUUUUGUUCAUUAGCAGGCAGAAACAGGCUAAAAAAAUUUUUCUGGGAACAGGCCGGAAUUCUUUUUUGGCUUUUUGUCAACUGUUGAAUAACUAAUCGAAUGUAGAUACUAUCUUAUGGUUUGCAACGGUUCGUGAUGAUAAUGGAAGUAUGUUAUCUAUUUCUCUGCACACAACGGCUUCCAGUGGUUUCCUAUGGGAUUAUUCCCCAUUCACGGGCCCUGUUUCUCAGAGCAUUGAUUGAAUAGUUCAGCGUGUCCUCAUUUUGUCUGAUACAAACCCCUAUAUGUUUCAUUAUUACUGAUUGUUGAACAAAGCUAAAUAAAAGUAUGCUGAAUCGAGUGGUCGCUUGCCUUAUUGCGACCGCAAUUGCAGGUAAGAUGUAAUUUCCAGGACGGUUGUGUCUGCAUAGUUUGCAUGUGUAUAAAUAUUAGAUAGAUCGAUUAUACUAUGAUGAGUGGAAAAAUUUUUGCGAAUGGCCCAGCAGUUGGUACAUGUUAAGUCGUACACGCAAGCACGUAGCAUAUGUAAACCAAUGAUCAUUACUGAUUUUUUAUAAUGAUUACCACCAUUUCUAAUGCCCACUGAUAUUUCACUAGCAUCAUAGUUGCAGGCGUUGAGAUGCAAAAAACAGAAGCGUAAUAACAAUUUAGACUGUAUUUCGAAUAUAUGCGUAUCUCGAAAGCCGACCGAAAUGAAGAAACAGAAUGCAGGCUCAGCGUAAUAACAAUUUAGACUGUAUUUCGAAUAUAUGCGUAUCUCGAAAGCCGACCGAAAUGAAGAAACAGAAUGCAGGCUCAGCGUUCAUUAGCUGAAGAAGAAAGUACGUUUAUCUUAAACUUUUAUCAACAAAAAUAAGGUAACAUUCAAAAUGUUCGCCAUAUUCAGAAGGAACAUAAUAAAUCAAAAGUAACACAACUGUCUAUUAUCUACAAUUUUAUGUAAAAGAAGUGUGCACUUUUAAGAGUGCAUGUGAUCAAUUAUUAUCACUGUAGUAUCAUAUCGUAUAUAAUUGAUGCAUCUGUGUGUCCUUUAGCGAACUUGAUUUUUGGUUUGAUAUUUUUAAGGUUAUUUCCGGAGAAGUCUGUUUUGUACCAGUUAUGUAGAUUUAAAGAAACAUUGAAAUUUUCAAUAAAAAAGUUGAAUCGAGAAUAGGUAUGUCAUAGUAUGAACUACACAUGGUGGGAGUGUACCUACCUGUGUUAGGAGAGUAAUUAUUUUCCAACUCAAAAGCCUGAAACGAUAGCCAAUUGACGUCAGCUGAUACAACGAAACGUCUCAAGGUUGAGAACAUCGUUUGCAAUAAGCUGUAUGGUGGAACAUCAAAACUGGAUUGUAUAAAAACAAAUACAGGUAUUAUAAAAAUAAAUAAUGAUAUAAUUUUUUCUCGAAGAAUACGCUUGAAUUAGUUACAAAGAAUCCGAGAAUAUUAGGCUGGGUAAUGUUAAAGCACUUUUCCUACAGAGGCUAUACUGUAAUAUCAGGACACAUACCAUCAUCAAUUUACGUUUUGCUCAUUCGCAAUUUUCUAUGCUGAAUUCUCAGCAAACAGAGUAAUUGUAAAUGAAAACUCGGACUUCAAACUAUGUUUGAGAAUGUCCAGACAUUUCCCUCGACUUUUAUGCACAUAGGGCAUUUGGGAUAUACGACCACAGUCAUGCACCAUCCUAGGAUGAACAGACAGAGCUUUAUACGUGUAGAUUAAACAAAUUCAUUUAUUGACUACACUUCACGGGUACAAGUCAUCUGGGUACAAGUAUUUCAAGUUUCGUUAGUUGAUUAAUUUUUACCAAAAAGUCAUCUCUAAAAGUUAAAACGUCAAACGCACGCAUUUCAUACCAGUUUUGUGUUCUUUCUCUACAACUGACAACCGCUGACACAUAAUUCGUAAAUAACUUAUUUUAUUAGUCGACACCAAACUUUUCCCGCCAGCAUAUUGAAUUAUAAUCACGCGCAUUUUUAUUUUGUUUUUCUUUAUCACGGUUUUAACAUCACUUGUGUAUGCUACGUCUUUCCGUG
Varroa destructor (honeybee mite) is the source of this 3856-nucleotide messenger RNA. Its product is annotated as TBC1 domain family member 20-like. Gene Ontology annotation, biological process: endoplasmic reticulum to Golgi vesicle-mediated transport; positive regulation of GTPase activity. Lineage: Eukaryota; Metazoa; Arthropoda; Arachnida; Mesostigmata; Varroidae. Gene Ontology annotation, cellular component: endoplasmic reticulum membrane. Gene Ontology annotation, molecular function: GTPase activator activity. The record is from RefSeq and is a predicted model, not a curated record.